Messenger RNA from Malurus melanocephalus (red-backed fairy wren), 4457 nucleotides. It is a transcript of the gene ARMC8, whose product is annotated as armadillo repeat containing 8. Gene Ontology annotation, molecular function: protein binding. The record is from RefSeq and is a predicted model, not a curated record. Lineage: Eukaryota; Metazoa; Chordata; Aves; Passeriformes; Maluridae. Gene Ontology annotation, cellular component: GID complex. The transcript has 21 exons. Gene Ontology annotation, biological process: proteasome-mediated ubiquitin-dependent protein catabolic process.
GCCCGCCCCGCUACCCCCGGCCCCCGCCCGCCGCGCGCCCGCCAUGAGCCCGCGCCCGCCGGCCUGAGGCGGCGCCGGUGCCGGAACGCUCCGCCAAGAUGGCGUGUGUGCUGGAGGCGCCGCUCCGCAUGAGCGUCCUCUCGGAGGUCACAGCCAGUAGCCGCCACUAUGUCGAUCGGUUGUUUGACCUCGAUCCCCAAAAAGUCCUGCAAGGUGUCAUAGAUAUGAAAAAUGCUGUAAUUGGAAACAACAAACAAAAAGCCAACUUGAUUGUUUUGGGAGCAGUUCCAAGGUUGCUGUAUUUACUUCAGCAAGAGACCUCGAGCACAGAGCUGAGAACGGAAUGCGCGGUGGUCCUGGGCAGCCUUGCCAUGGGGACAGAGAACAAUGUCAAAUCCCUCCUAGACUGCCAUAUUAUCCCAGCCUUACUGCAAGGAUUGCUAUCGCCAGAUUUGAAGUUUAUUGAAGCUUGCCUGCGAUGUCUCCGUACCAUUUUCAUCAGCCCUGUCACUCCAGAGGAUCUGCUGUACACAGAUGCYACAGUUAUCCCCCACCUCAUGGCACUGCUCAGUAGGUCUCGAUACRCACAAGAAUACAUCUGUCAGAUCUUCUCCCACUGUUGCAAAGGUCCAGAUCACCAGACAAUCUUAUUUAACCAUGGAGCUGUUCAGAAUAUUGCACAUCUGUUGGUCUCCACCUCCUACAAAGUCAGAAUGCAGGCAUUGAAAUGCUUCUCCGUUCUAGCCUUCGAAAACCCCCAGGUAUCCAUGACUCUGGUAAAUGUGUCUGUUGAUGGAGAAUUGUUACCACAGAUUUUUGUGAAGAUGUUACAAAGGGACAAGCCCAUUGAAAUGCAGCUCACGUCAGCCAAAUGCCUUACUUCCAUGUGCAGAGCUGGAGCAAUACGAACRGAUGAUCCCUGCAUCGUUCUGAAGACUCUGCCGUGCUUGGUGCGGAUGUGCAGUAAGGACAGGCUGCUGGAGGAGCGGGUGGAGGGUGCAGAGACCUUGGCCUACCUGAUCGAGACRGACGUGGAGCUGCAGAGGAUGGCCAGCAUCAGCGACCACCUCAUCGUCAUGCUCGCCGACUACUUCAAAUACCCCAGCUCCGUCAGCGCCAUCACCGACAUCAAGAGACUGGACCAUGACCUGAAGCACGCCCACGAGCUGCGCCAGGCUGCCUUCAAGCUCUACGCGUCGCUGGGAGCCAACGAYGAAGACAUCCGCAAAAAGAUCAUUGAGACCGAGAACAUGAUGGACCGGAUCGUGAACGGCCUGUCYGAGUCCAGCAUCAAGGUGCGCUUGGCUGCAGUCAGGUGAGCCUGUCCUCGUCCCUGCAGACACAAUUCCAGGUAUUCCAUUUCACUGAUCCCUUCAUCACCCUACCAACAGAAUUCCUCUCUCUCCUCUCUGUGUGUGCAGGUUUUACAGAAUGCUCCAAAUGAAAUUCUUGUAGUAGCAUCUUCCACACUAUGCAAUCUUCUUCUGGAAUUUUCUCCAAGCAAGGAGCCUAUUUUAGAAUCAGGAGCCAUAGAACUUCUAUGUAGUUUAACCCAGAGUGAAAAUCUUGCCUUGCGAGUGAAUGGCAUUUGGGCUUUAAUGAAUAUGGCAUUUCAAGCGGAACAGAAGAUCAAGUCAGACAUCCUGCGAGGUCUGAGCACAGAGCAGUUGUUUCAGUUGCUUUCUGAUUCCGAUGUAAAUGUUCUGAUGAAAACUUUGGGACUGCUCAGGAAUCUUCUCUCCACUCGCCCACACAUAGACCAUAUAAUGAGCACUCAUGGGAAGCAAAUCAUGCAAGCAGUGACCCUCAUUCUGGAAGGGGAGCACAAUAUAGAAGUCAAAGAGCAGACAUUGUGUAUCCUUGCCAAUAUAGCAGAUGGCACGACAGCAAAAGAACUGAUUAUGACCAAUGAUGACAUCCUGCAGAAAAUCAAAUACUACAUGAGUCAUUCAAAUGCUAAACUACAGCUUGCUGCCAUGUUCUGUAUAUCUAAUCUCAUAUGGAACGAAGAGGAAGGUUCACAGGAGCGCCAAGACAAACUCCGAGACAUGGGAAUAGUAGAUAUUCUACAUAAACUGAGUCAGUCCUCAGAUCCUAAUCUGUGUGACAAGGCGAAGACAGCACUCCAGCAGUAUCUUGCAUGAUCAAAGACUGAUUGAACCUAUGGACACCCCUCAUGUCUACUUAAGGAGCAGCAGGAGAUACUCCUGACUCCUUACAUUUGCACAAGUCACCUUGGGCUGCAUUUUUCUCAGGUGCAGGGAGCUGCUUUGCAGAAACAGUUUGAAUGAUCAGGUCUCCAGUGCACUUGAGAAUUUUCUUGAGGUAGUUUCUUUACUCAGAGGACUCUGGGGGGGUUGUUUUGGUUUUUUGGGUUUUUUYCCUGAGCUACCUGGACUCUCAGAUAGAACAAUCAGUCAUCGUUUUCCUUUUGGGCCUCCAAUUCUCUGCUUUAGCUGCAGCCUCGUGUGGGUGCGUGGGUGCUCGAGUGCGUGCGUGUGCCGGGCUGAGUGCGUGGGUGUGAGACCUCACUCUUGGUUUUCCUUUUUUUUGUGUGAAAAUCUUUUUCUACAGGUUUUCAAGGGUUAACCAUUGUUUGCUGUACGAAUACUUCAAUGAAUUAUAUACAGUUUGAAUGAAAUGUUAUUUAAAAAAAAAAAAACAAACUGUUGUAUCCCAUAAAGUUUAUUUUGAAUUUUGAACAGAUGAAUGUUUUUAAGUAAAAUAUAUGCAUUUCUGAACUUCAGCUUAACUUACAUUAUACUUCCUUUUUAAAGAGAAAAUGGAGGGAGACAAUAGACAACUCCAAAUUUCAAGCAGCACAUUCUGUACUGACAAGGUCCAAGAGUUCUGUGCCGCAAUACAAGGUCACCUGCUAUCGAUGACAUGCCCACACUCAUGGAAUGGGCYUACUGGAUUGGGUUUGGGCUUCUUUACAUUUUUGAAAAACAAGCUCAUACUUCAGGGUUAGCAUGACUGAUGGCUUUUCUGGAAAGGAGCAGGUGGCUGCAUGAUCAGCAGGAAUAAGCUCUUGCUUUGCAAGCCAGGAACUUGCUCAGCUAAUUGCUGAAGGAUUGGCUUAUUCCUGGUGAGAAGGAUUUGCUGAUCACUGGGAUCAGCAGAGCAAACAGUGUGUUGCAGAAGUUACACCUUCCAGAGACUAGAAGGAGCUGGCCAGCAGUGAUUAAGAGAUUGCUUUUGUUUUGCAUCCUUUAUCUCCACAAAUAGUUAACUGACUUCCAAAUUACUUCCACAAAAGAUCAGCUGGGUGYGUUAAGUUGGGGAAGGGAUGGAAAAACUGGGGGUUUGGUCUUGUUUCAUAGCUCAGUAAUGUURCUGCAGAUUUUCUGUAUAUAUGCAGCUGUACACACGUGCAUGGAUUUUGAUUGCUGGGUAAUUGGUGGGGUGGGGCUGCACUCAGAAGCCCUGACUGUCCCUGCAGUGGUGGCUGCCGGUGUGCACAGGGAAAUGCGAGUGCAGGUGAAGGGCACUGUGUGAGGGCAGGCUCUCUGCRGAGCCCAGUGCUCUCCCAGUCUCCUCCAGCAGUUCAGGGCUCUCUGCACAGGCCUCCUUUCUGGUUCCAGGUGAGAYCAGAGCUCAUAGUCAGACUCUCCAGACACUGCAUUUACGUAGCAUUAACAGGCACUAAAGUUCGCAGCCAAUGUCUUAAACCAAAUCUUUCUUCUCUUACACUGAGCUUCAGGAAGGCUACAGCAAGAGGAGAGAUCUGUAACUUUGCUAACCAAUUUUGAUAAUUAUUAAAUCUUUUCUUUCUAAACAGAAGGUCAAAUUGUGAUGACAGCCUUACUUUUUUUCCAAGGUAACUCUUUGUAUCGGAAAAUGUGACCACAGUUUGGCCUGGAAUUUGAAUGUGCUGUGUAUCCGAUAACUGUUAUCACUUGGUUGCAAAGGAGAAUAUCUGCAUUUCAUGUAACAUCUUCCACUCUCAAAGACAAAUAAAAGCGAGCACCAGACACUUUCCCCAGGCAUUGCAGUAAGUGACUGGCAGUUUUUUAAUGUCCUUCUGCAAAUGUUUCAUGAUGGUCUUUGGGGGUUGAACUAAAGGGAAAGUAAGAAAAUGUGAGAACUUGUUAAAUCUCAGUACCACAGAAGUGAAAUCUUGUUUAUAAAGUUCAAUCAAAUACAUUUUUGCUUGAACUGAGAAGGAAGUUCUGAGGCAGGUAUUGCAAAUGCAGAAUUGUCCAGUGGGCAUCUCCCUGCUCCAUUUGCAUUCCUGUCUGUGCUUGGGAGCUUAAGUUCUUACGUAUCUCUUCUCAUCCUUCCCCAAAUCACAUUUCUAAAAGCAAAUCUGAGUUUGAUUCUAUAAAACUUUGGUGCCUACAGGCGUUCAGAAAGAAAGGUGAGUAAAAGUAUCCCUAUAGAAGUUUUGAGGUGGUUUCCUAAAAUUCUGCCAGAAAAACUAAAAACCAAUGCUCAGACAAUCUUGUUGCUGCAUG